UGUUCCGCACUUACAGUAAUACAGCAUUGCAGCUCGAGUGUUCAAGACGACUCGCUCCACAAGUAUAUAACGGUCGGGCCGAGGGACGGCGAUUAGCCUCUCUUCACUGUCGGGGCUCCUUGGAACUGCACAGCUCCAACAUGAUGAAGAUCGUGGCCCUCUUGUUGGUGGGCCUGGUGGCCCUCUCCGCCGCCCUGGAGAAGCCCCACUUCCUCUCCGACACUGCCAUCCACCGCAUCAACUCCCUCAACACCACCUGGACGGCCGGCCGCAACUUCGGCCCCCACGUGACCACGGAGUACAUCAAGAAACUCCUCGGUGUCCGCCCCGACGCAGGCAACCAGCGCCUCCCGGACGUCGCCCCCCACCUCGCGAUCGCCGACGAGGACAUCCCCGCCGAAUUCGACGCCCGCACGGCGUGGCCCGAGUGCAAGACCAUCUCUGAGGUCCGCGACCAGGGCGGCUGUGGCUCUUGCUGGGCUCUCGCUGCCGUCACCGCUAUGUCCGACCGUGUCUGCGUCGCCUCCAAUGGCAAAACUCAAGUGAGCCUCUCUGCCGAGGACUUGGUAUCCUGCUGCCGCAUCUGCGGUAUGGGCUGCAAUGGUGGUUACCCCGCCAUGGCCUGGCAGUACUUCAAGCACUGGGGUCUCGUCUCCGGUGGCUACCUGCCCGACAAAUCCGAGGGCUGCCUGGACUACUCCGUCCUGCCCUGCGAACACCACACCGCCGGCCCCCGCGGCACCUGCGACGAAGGCCCCACCCCCAAGUGCACCAGGAAGUGCAGCGCUGCGUCUGGCCUCACCUACAAGAAGAGCCUGUACUACGCCAAGAGCGCGUACUCCGUCAGCUCCGACCCCAAGGCCAUCCAGAAGGAGAUCAUGACUAACGGACCCGUCGAGGUUGCCUUCAGCGUCUACGACGACUUCCCCAAUUACAAGGACGGUGUGUACACCAAGACCAGCAACACCUUCCUGGGUGGUCAUGCAGUCAGGGCUAUUGGCUGGGGCGAGGAGAAUGGCACACCCUACUGGCUCAUCGCCAACUCCUGGAACACCGACUGGGGUAAAGAUGGUCUGUUCAAGAUCAGGAGGGGCACCAACGAGUGCGGCAUUGAGGGCCAAGUCGUCGCGGGCAUCCCCAAGGUCUAAGCAAGGGUCUAAGCUCUACCUGAACCGUUCAAAGAUUAUUGUAAAUUGUUUUCACGAAUAAAUUGCACAUAAUCAUA
Frankliniella occidentalis (western flower thrips) is the source of this 1225-nucleotide messenger RNA. RefSeq names its product cathepsin B. The transcript is spliced from 6 exons. The record is from RefSeq and is a predicted model, not a curated record. Gene Ontology annotation, cellular component: lysosome. Gene Ontology annotation, biological process: regulation of catalytic activity. Gene Ontology annotation, molecular function: cysteine-type endopeptidase activity. Bases 141 to 1148 code for a protein of 335 amino acids. NCBI's taxonomy places the organism in Eukaryota, Metazoa, Arthropoda, Insecta, Thysanoptera, Thripidae.